Messenger RNA from Talaromyces marneffei, 1764 nucleotides. RefSeq lists its product as uncharacterized. Gene Ontology annotation, biological process: single strand break repair; double-strand break repair. The transcript is spliced from 4 exons. The coding region runs from base 1 to 1764 and encodes 587 amino acids. Gene Ontology annotation, cellular component: nucleus. The record is from RefSeq and is a predicted model, not a curated record. NCBI's taxonomy places the organism in Eukaryota, Fungi, Ascomycota, Eurotiomycetes, Eurotiales, Trichocomaceae. Gene Ontology annotation, molecular function: single-stranded DNA binding; 3'-tyrosyl-DNA phosphodiesterase activity; double-stranded DNA binding.
AUGUUACCCGUAGCAAAAAAGCGAAGGAUAACGAAUUCUGAUGAUGAGCACGAAAAAAAUGGCCUAAAGAAAAAUAGAAGACCUCUCGCAUCUCUAAGUAGGUCCAUCACGCCGCCAUUGACCACUCACAAGGGACGACCGUCCAACGCUCGGCGAGACCAGAAUGCUGAAUCUGCACCCCAGGAUUUCGACAUCAAAGAGAACACGCAGAUAGAUAUUGACCGUGAAGAUGACUCGCUUAGGGAUAAAUUUCGUAUCAUACGGUCACCUAUACAACUUACACAUAUCAGAGACCUCCCCAACGACAAGAAUAUCGAUACAGUUCAAUUACACGAUAUUCUGGGUGAUCCCAUGAUUCGAGAAUGCUGGCAAUUUAAUUAUUGUUUUGAUGUUGACUUUGUCAUGAGUCAGUUUGAUCAAGACGUGAGAGACCUGGUGCAAGUGAAAAUAGUGCAUGGGUCGUGGAAACAAGACUCUGCAAAUCGAAUCCGAAUAGACGAAGCAUGCGCUCGCUAUCCAAAUGUUGAAUCUAUUGUGGCCUACAUGCCGGAGCCAUUCGGAACCCACCAUUCAAAGAUGAUGAUCCUUCUCCGGCAUGACGACCAUGCUCAGGUCAUUAUCCACACAGCUAACAUGCUCGCCGGAGAUUGGACAAACAUGUCACAAGCUGUCUGGCGGUCGCCGCUCCUUUCCCUGUCUCCAAUACGGGAUAAUUCCGAAACAGCGCAGGCUGCUUCAUUCGGGACCGGUGCUAGGUUCAAGCGAGAUCUGCUAGCUUAUCUUGAAUUUUACGGAAAUAAGAAGACCGGCUCACUGGUUGAUCAGUUGCGGAAGUUUGACUUUCAAGCCAUUCGCGCUGCAUUAAUAGCCAGUGUCCCAUCAAAGGAAAGAAUCAGUCGAGCAGACUCGAGUAGGUCAACAUUAUGGGGCUGGCCAGCCUUGAAGGACACUCUCCGUCAAGUUCCGUUGAGAAUUAGAGAAAAGAACCAAUGUCCUCAUGUUGUGAUACAAAUUUCAUCAAUCGCGUCUCUCGGUCAGACAGAUAAAUGGCUCAAAGACGUCUUGUUUGACAGUCUUUGUCUACCAUCGGAAUUACCUCACACUAACAAAAUGCCGAGGCCUAAAUACUCGAUAAUAUUUCCUACGCCCGAUGAGAUUCGGAGGUCGCUGAACGGAUAUGGAUCAGGAGGAUCUAUACAUAUGAAGUUACAAAGCAUUACACAGCAAAAGCAGCUUCAAUACAUGCGUCCUUAUUUAUGCCAAUGGGCUGGUGACCAAAAGCAGACUGCUAUGGGAACGUUACACUUGAAUGCCGAAAGCGUCUAUAAUUCUCAACGAACAGAUGCAGGUCGACGUCGUGCUGCACCUCAUAUCAAGACCUACAUACGUUUCGCAGACAAGACUAAAAUGGAUACUAUAGAUUGGGCUAUGAUCACGUCCGCUAAUUUGUCUACGCAAGCCUGGGGAGCUGCAGCAAACUCUAACGGAGAGGUGCGAAUCUGCAGUUGGGAAAUUGGUGUACUUUUUUGGCCCGAAUUAAUAGCAGGUGAUCCAUUCAACCCAAAUUCGACCAGAACGGAAAUGGUACCCAGUUUCAGAAAAGACACGCCAGAUCCAACGGAAAGUGAAGAUGUUAGUUCGAUUGUGGGCUUUCGAAUGCCUUACGAUCUGCCACUUACGCCAUAUAGCGCACAAGACGUUCCUUGGUGCGCCACGAUUAACCACCCAGAACCUGACUGGUUGGGACAGUCAUGGGAGGCGUAA